Messenger RNA from Thermothielavioides terrestris NRRL 8126, 1327 nucleotides. RefSeq names its product 40S ribosomal protein S3. The coding region runs from base 111 to 893 and encodes 260 amino acids. Gene Ontology annotation, biological process: translation. The record is from RefSeq and is a predicted model, not a curated record. Gene Ontology annotation, molecular function: RNA binding; structural constituent of ribosome. The transcript is spliced from 2 exons. NCBI's taxonomy places the organism in Eukaryota, Fungi, Ascomycota, Sordariomycetes, Sordariales, Chaetomiaceae. Gene Ontology annotation, cellular component: cytosolic small ribosomal subunit; nucleus.
GUUCGAAUUUCCCCCCAUCUGAAAAAGUCGGGUUGAAGACCGCCAGAAGGGCUUGCCGCAACCUCUGCAACCAUUGAAGCCUCGAGGAGUCUCAUCGCCAAACCGCAAUCAUGGCUGUUCCUGGCACUCAGAUCUCCAAGCGGAGAAAGUUCGUCGCCGACGGUGUUUUCUACGCCGAGCUGAACGAGUUCUUCCAGCGUGAGCUGGCCGAGGAGGGCUAUUCCGGCGUCGAAGUCCGCGUCACCCCGACCGUCACCGACAUCAUCAUCCGCGCCACACACACCCAGGAGGUCCUGGGCGAACAGGGCCGCCGCAUCCGCGAGCUCACCAGCCUCAUCCAGAAGCGCUUCAAGUUCCCCGAGAACUCGGUCUCCCUCUAUGCCGCCAAGGUCCAGAACCGCGGUCUCUCGGCCGUCGCCCAGUGCGAGUCGCUCCGCUACAAGCUCCUCAACGGUCUCGCCGUUCGCCGUGCCUGCUACGGUGUUCUUCGGUUCAUCAUGGAGAGCGGCGCCAAGGGCUGCGAGGUCGUCGUUUCUGGCAAGCUGCGCGCCGCCCGCGCCAAGAGCAUGAAGUUCACCGACGGUUUCAUGAUCCACUCCGGCCAGCCGGCCAAGGACUUCAUCGACAGCGCCACCCGCCACGUCCUGCUCCGCCAGGGUGUUCUGGGUAUUAAGGUUAAGAUCAUGCGCGGCAGCGACCCCGAGGGCAAGGCUGGCCCGCAGAAGUCGCUCCCCGACGCCGUCACCAUCAUUGAGCCCAAGGAGGAGACCCCGGUUGUUCAGCCCAUGAGCCAGGACUACGGCGCUAAGGCCGCCGCUGCCCAGGCUGCUGCCGAGGCGGCGCGCCAGGAGGAGCAGGCUGGUGAGGAGGAGCCCGUUGCCGCGGAGCAAUAGGAUGGUUCCGGCGAUGGGUUUGGCGUUCCUCCCCCCGCCGAGGCUCCCGUCGAUUAUAGCUGGUAGUCGCGGGGCGAGGCGUGCCCUGACUGGGGGGUUUUCUUUGAGCGCUCCACACGCUCGACGGUAUGAUUGCGGAUGGAUGGGUCACUCGGCGUCAACUUUGAGCAUAUUUUAUUGAGUCUGCGAAACGGGAAAACGGACGGGAUGAUGCUUUGGAGGGUGGAAUUGUAACUAUCCAGGCAUAUCCCAUGGACAGGGCUGUUAACGUCGGACGAUCCUGAACUCGCAUGGAGGAAUAAACCUCUCGGAACAACCCUUUCUCGUGCUUCGGUGUUGUGCUUGUGAUGAUAGCGUCCUGAUCCAACUGAACAGCUUCGUUAGCGGAUUGUAAAGCUCCGAUGUGGGCCAAAAUCGUUGAGCCGGGACUUAAG